UUUAAAUAGUAUGCUGCAGUUAGCAUAAGGGGUGUGACAUUUGUACGUACUGUUUAGUGCGGUACUAUGUAGUAAUAUCUCAGGCUUGGUCUCUAAACAACUGCGGCGCUGUCAAAGCCUAAUCCUAGAAGUUUGUGUUAAGUUUGACUUGUACGCUUCUGACAAUUCUGAAAAUUGAAAAGACAAAAAAGAUACUCAGAUGCGGAAUAUAACCUAUUUAAAAAAAGUAUUCCCAAAGGAGCGGGCGGAAUAGCGAUGGUGUUAGGAAGUUGUGCAUGUUCAUGAAGAGAUGGAGGCCAGAAGUGUGUGAGGAAGAUGCCAGUGGAGUGAAAACACUGAUGGAGGGCCAGAAGAGUAGUUCUGAAGAAGAGGAAGGCUCACAUAACAGGGGUGUGCCCCACAAGUGGCAGGGCUACUCAUGCACUGUUAAACCAGCGAGGGUUUUCCUUCCACAGCCUGUUCUUCAGGCUGCACUGGGGAUCAGCCAUGGAGUUCUAUUGACAAACGAUGGCCUUGUCUACAGCUUUGGAGAGCUUCCAUGGAAGCGAGACUUGAAGUCCCAGACAGUAGAACCUGUGCUGGAAAGCUCUUUAACUGGCCACCGUGUGGUCCGUGUAUCUGCGGGUAGUUUUCACUGCGGUGCCGUAACAGAGGAAGGGAUGGUGCACAUGUGGGGCGAGAACUCCCAUGGUCAGUGUGGUAUCUUUGGUUUUAGUGUUGUCCAUAAUCCUACCCCUGUCAACAUUGUGGAUGAUGAAAUUGUCCCUCCUGAACUGGUCCAGAUCCAGGAUGUGGCCUGUGGGGCACAGCACACAUUAGUUUUGUCAAGGAAGCAUGAGGUGUGGGCCUGGGGUAGUGGCUGCCAGUUGGGCCUGGUGACUACUGUGUUCCCUGUGUGGAAGGCACAGAAAGUAGAGCAUCUAUCAGGGAGACAUGUGCUCCAGAUUGCCUGUGGUGAAUUCCACAGCUUGGCUUUGGUUCGCUUACUACCCCUUCCAGUGUCCUCUCAGCAAUCCCAGGACAAAUGUGGCCAGUGCAAGCAGCCUAUUUACACUUUGAUUGACAAGGAUGACCAUGUUAUUAUUUCUGACAACCAUUACUGCCCACUAGGGGUGGAACUAUUCGAUGCAAAGCAGUGUCAAAAAUCAAAGCAGGCAUCUCCAUCUUUGACGUCAGAGAUGGAGACCUCAGCACAUGACCCCCAGAGUUCUGUUGUGUCACCUGGAGAUUUCUGCCCCAGUCAGAGUGCGCUGGAUGAAUCUCACAAUGAUGAUACAGCAGGUGAGAAGGAAGAAGAUCACAAUGAUCCAGCCCCUGAGACUAUGACUGACCGCUCAGAAAGUCCACAGCAAUGCCGUGCAAGAACCAAAAGCUCUCUUUACCCUGAUGAACAGGCUCUGAAAGACUACCUCAAGAGGCUCUCUGGGCAGUCUCAGUCAGAGCAGUUUGAGGCAGUCUCCAGGAAGGGUUCAUGUCCUCCAAGCCGUCAGACAUCACUCAAAGACUCUUAUAGACUGGACCAAAACAACAAACCUACAUUUCCUUCAUUGGCACCACUUACCACGAGCGACGAUUUUAAAUCCACACUUUCAGAUGAUAUUGCACUGAUGACGUUACACGACUCCGUCACAGAUUCUGUCUGUGACGACUCAUCUGAAGACACGGUCAUUCCUAGUGACCCUUUAACAUAUAAUAACUGUGAGGAGGUCACUGAUGACAGCUUCUCGACAGAUAGUAACCACUGUCCAUAUAAGUCACUGGAAGCCAAGAAAAGUGCCAGCCUGACAGACAUUAGGUUUAAUGAUACAGAUGGAUAUAGUCGUAGAAGAUCAUUACCUGGCUUACUGUCUCCAGUUUCUCCAGUAUCGCUUCGGUGCAAUCUUGCCAAAGCCGGAGCAGUCAACUCAAAAAGCAAACACAUCUCAGAGAAGGAAAUUUUCCUUCCGUCUCUCCAUACAGAGGUGUGGACUUGGGGCAGAGGUCAAGAAGGUCAACUAGGUCAUGGAGACACCUUGCCCAGGUUACAGCCUCUAUGUAUUAAGAGCUUAAACAACAAGGAAGUUAUCAAGAUUGUUGCUGGAUCAUGUCAUUCUUUGGCCUUGACAGCUCAGUGUCAGGUUUAUUCUUGGGGUUGCAAUAAAUUAGGUCAGUUGGGUCACAUGAACUCUCCUAGCACUGUGCCACAGCACGUGAAGAUGUCUGAUGGUAUCCGUGUGUGGGAUGUAGCGGCAGGGCAGACACACACCGUGCUGCUUGCUGAUGGAGACUGCUUACAGCCCAUAUUGUAUUACAGUGGUGAGCAGGUGCAGGCACGGGAGGACUCUCCUACUGCAACGUAUACACAGACACCAACUCUACUGCCCUUCUUCAUGAAUCUUGGCUAUGUGAGUAGCAUUUUUGCUGGAGGACCAAACUGUGUGGCUCUGGCUGAUCGGAAUGUCAUGGGUUUCAUCGCCACUCUGCAUGAGUUGGCAUCAGCAGAGAGAAAGUUCUACUGCAUGCUCAGCAGGGUGAAGAACCAGAUACUGCAUCCCCUACUGGCCCGGGACAGUGUGAGCUCGUGUUUGGGGCGGACCUCCAUGCAGCUGUUCAAGACUAUGGCAGGAAAAUACAGUCAUUUGUGCCGUCUAAUAGGACAGCACGCCACCUCUCUCACUAACUUCCUACAGCAUGGGAGAAAUGUAAAAACUCUGGCCAUUUUGAAAAAUACAGACCUUUUCCUAGACACCUAUAAAAAGUAUAGCAAUCCCGUAGGAAACUUCCUUGUCAUGGGAGGAUUCCAAUCACUGGUGAAGCCCUCGCAAGAAUGUUUGGGGAAAAGGCUGGAUCUGAUAGUAACUCUGUUAGACCUCAAAGAGAAGAACGUCUCGCUAAGUGAUUUGCUAGUAAACCUGUUUUACAUGCCGCUGCAGCACUUGCAUGACUACAGCAGUCUUCUCCUGAAGCUGGCUACUUGCUUUGAUGUGAGCUCUGUUGAAUAUCAAAUGAUUCAAGAUAGCUGCUUGCAAUAUGAGGUCUUGGCUCAACUUCUAAGCAAACAGAGGAAACAGGCGGACAGUACUUACACUUUCUGGAAGAACUUUUCAGGAAAGAGCUCAGAGUCUUUGCGGAAGCCGUCUCGGCGGCUGGUGUGUGAGAGUAGCAAUAAAGGCUUGACCCUGCAGAACGCUGGGAGAUUCUCAGUCAACUGGUUCAUUCUCUUCAAUGAUGCCCUUGUUCAUGCACAGGGUACCAUUCCAUCUAAGAAGUUUUUUUCCUCUUACUAUGUCUAUCUGCUGGCCACACUGUGGGUGGAGCCCAUCUCAGACAAGAAUGUGGGAUUGUUGGGACUGAAGCUGAUUACCCCUGAAGAAAACUUCACUUUGUUGGCAUCAUCACCUCUGGAGAAGGGGAAGUGGCUGAGGGCCAUUAACCAGGCUGUGGAAGAUGUGCUCGGAGUGGAUCAGAGGACAGAGCCUCCUGUUUCCCGCACUGCCACUUAUACUUUUACUAAAGAUGGCAGGCUCAAAGAUGCCACAUACACUGGCCGCUGGCUCUCAGGCAAGCCUCAUGGCAGUGGCACCAUGAAGUGGCCUGAUGGCAGAGUUUACUGUGGGACAUUUAAAAAUGGCCUGGAAGACGGGUUUGGAGACUGUAUGAUGCCCAGACAAACCAUCAACAAGUAUGACCGUUACAAGGGCCACUGGAAGGAGGGCAAAAUGCAUGGAUUUGGGACAUAUUGGUAUGCUACAGGUGAGGUGUAUGAGGGCUUAUUUCAGGAGAACCUGCGUCAUGGCCAUGGCAUGCUGAGUAGUGGCAGACUAGCCUCUUUCUCCAGCAGUGUGUUUGUUGGCCAGUGGGUCCAAGACAAGAAAACUGGCUAUGGAAUAUUUGACAACAUCACAAAAGGAGAAAAAUACAUGGGGAUGUGGCUGGAGGACCAGAGGCAGGGCACCGGGGUUGUGAUCACCCAGUUUGGUCUAUAUUACGAAGGAGAAUUUAGUAAUAACAAAAUGAUGGGGAAUGGGCUUCUGCUCUGUGACGAUGACACUUUCUUUGAGGGAGAGUUUUCAGAAGACUGGACAUUGAAUGGGAAGGGCGUCUUGUCCAUACCUAACGGAGAUUCUUUUGAUGGUAUCUUUGUGGGCGAGUGGGGCUCUGAACUGAAAGUGGCUGGCGUUUUCACAAAAAUGUGGCUGUAUGAGACUGAGCCGAUGGAGAAUAAGACCUUUGAGGUCGGUCGUUAUGCAGUACCUGCUGAGCAGAAAUGGGUGGCUGUGUUUGCGGAGUGCUGGAACCGGCUGGGUUGUGAAACCCCUGGAGUGGGAGAGAAAGAGAGAGCCUGGGAGAACAUCGCAGUCAUGCUGACAACCAGCUGCAGACAGCAGAGAGAUGGACCAAGGGCUCUGAGUCGCUCCCAGUGUAAGAUGUUGGAGAGUCUGGAGGUUAUCCCUCAGCAUGUCAGUCCUGUUACUGCUGAAGCCUAUGACAUCAUCCGCCGCUACCUCAUCAAGGCAUUUGAUACUCCUCUGCAUCUUCUGGGCUGGCUGCUGGAGACACUGGUCACGGUGUACAGGAUGACGUAUGUAGGCGUGGGCUCUAAUAAAAGGCUUUUAAAGCAGGCUGUGGAGGAGAUCCAGUCCUACCUCAAACGCAUAUUCCAGCUGGUCAGGUUUCUGUUUCCUGGUCUUCCAGAUGAGGGUGGUUUUAUCCCUGACUCGGAGAAGAGGGCCAGUGACGUUCAGAGCAGCAAUACACAUUCAGACACCACUCAGCAGGGCUGGAUUGUGAGUAGCACCACUCUGCUGCUUCCUGUUUUGUUACCUCGUCUCUACCCUCCACUCUUCACACUGUACACACAGGCGAGAGAGAGGGAGGAGGAAGUGUACUGGGAGUGUGUGUUACGCCUCAACAAACAGCCUGACUUGUCUUUGCUCACCUUCCUGGGAGUGCCUCAAAAAUUCUGGCCAGUCUCAAUUUCUGUUUUAGGAGAGAUAAAAGAUGUGCUGCCUAGCAGUAUGAAUGUCUGCUUUGCUACUGCUGUGGAGACUCUGCAACAGAUCAGCACAACUUUCACUCCUGCAGAUAAGCUUCAGGUCAUCCAGCUGACCUUUGAGGACAUCACGCAGGAAGUGCAAGCCAUGUUGGGCCAGGGCUUCCUGUGGUGCAUGGAUGACCUUUUCCCAGUCUUCCUCUACAUAGUUCUCCGUGCGCGGAUCAGAAACCUUGGCUCUGAAGUGAGCCUCAUAGAGGACUUGAUGGAUGCUGCUCUACAGCAUGGAGAACUCGGGCUCAUGUUCACCACUCUCAAAGCUUGCUACUACCAGAUUCAGAGAGAGAAGCCUACUGGCAUGUAGAGGCAGAAUUUCUGCAGGUGUAAGUCUCAUCUUAGCACAAGUCUUUGAAUUUGGACAGUGUUUUGGAUGCAGUGCAUUCUACUGUAUGAGCGAAGGAACAGAUUGGAAAGUUUUUCAUUUGUUUGAUUUGGAGGAGAGAACUCAACACUGACAUGGUUCCAGCACCUUCAUCACAAGCUCCUAAUUACUAACUUUAAUUUUAGCUGCUGCUUUUAAAUGAAUCAAGGUUUUAUAAUGAACUGUUUUGAUGAAUGUGGAGAUUGUUUGUUACUUAACUGAAAAGGGAGUCCUUAAAUUACUGAGUCAGAUUUCAUGCCUGUGAUUAAUGAUUAAUGUUGCGGUGCUGAUUUUUUUUUUUUUUUUCUUCGUUUAAUGAUUUGUUAGACUGUACUAACUAGCACUACAUGCUUUAUCUAGACCCCACAGUUAUGAAUGCAUUAGGGGAGAGUCAGCACAAUGAUAACAUGCACAUUUUUUCUAAAUGCAACUAUGCAUCCAACUGUGACCUUUUUUUGCAUGCAUAUGCAGGUGUUUCACUUCUGUGUGACCAUCUGGGGGAAACAGCUGCGUUUAUUCACUGUAGCAGGAGAUAUGUGUGAAAAACAAAAAGCAUUUUGUGCCAGAAAAGUAAAAAAAAAAGAAAGAA
Molecule: messenger RNA, 5982 nt
Organism: Ictalurus punctatus (channel catfish)
Lineage: Eukaryota; Metazoa; Chordata; Actinopteri; Siluriformes; Ictaluridae
Gene: als2a
Product: alsin Rho guanine nucleotide exchange factor ALS2 a
Exons: 34
Coding region: 276-5336 (1686 amino acids)
Source: RefSeq, a predicted model, not a curated record